This is a messenger RNA of Geodia barretti, 1074 nucleotides long. NCBI's taxonomy places the organism in Eukaryota, Metazoa, Porifera, Demospongiae, Tetractinellida, Geodiidae. The record is from the annotation of a GenBank genome assembly.
AUGGCUGAGCAUAACCUGGCAAUCAUCGGCGGUGACGGUAUUGGCCCGGAGGUAAUUGACGAGGGCAAGAAAGUGCUGGACUAUCUGGCCGCAAAUACCCCCGGCCUUACCUUCAACUACACAGAGUUUCCCUGGGGUUCCGCCUAUUACCGCGAGACUGGGCGAAUGAUGCCCGAGGACGGGUUGGACCAGGUCUCCGCCAACGAGGCCAUCCUGUUCGGCGCCGUGGGAGACCCGGACAUUCCCGACCACAUCACCCUUCAGGGGUUGCUGCUGCCGAUGCGCCGGGCUUAUGACCAGGGUGUCUGCGUCAGGCCAGCUUACCUCCACCCGGGGGUAACUUCUCCCCUGGCAGGCAAGAGUGCUGGCGGGAUCGAUCUGGUCAUCUUCCGUGAGAACACUGAGGGCGAAUACGCGCCCGUGGGAGGUCGCCUUUAUCCGGGCACGCCUCACGAGACCGUAAUGCAGACCAAUGUUUUUACCCGACGUGGCACCGAGCGCAUCAUCCGGGCCGCUUUCGAGUAUUGCGUCCGUCGCAACAGGCGGAUGAAAGUGACUUCGGUUACCAAGUCCAACGCCCAGGCAUUCGGCAUGGUCUUCUGGGACGAGGUAUUUCAGGUCGUUGCCGCCGACUACCCGCAGGUGGAAACCGAAUCCCUGCUGGUUGACCGGGUUGCGAUGGACCUGGUGCGUUGGCCCGAGGACUUUGACGUAAUGGUGGCCUCCAACCUGUUCGCGGACAUCAUUUCGGACAUUGCGGCGGUUGUAACGGGCAGCAUGGGCCUGGCGCCCAGCGCCAACAUCAACCCGGAGCGCGAGUACCCCUCCAUGUUCGAACCGGUGCACGGCGCCGCCUUCGACAUAACCGGCAAGGGAAUAGCCAACCCAUUGGCCACCAUCUCUGCGGUGGCCAUGAUGCUGGACCACUUGGGCGAAGCAGAAUCAUCGCGAAAGGUAGAUGCGGCGGUUGUCCGCAGCCUCCAGGAACGUAAGGUAAUGACCCCGGAUUUGGGCGGCACAGCCACAACAUCGCAGGUGGGUGAUGAGGUGGUCAGGUUGUUGUGGGAGGGGUAG